CGGCGGUGAUCCUGACUCUGUGUAUAUUAUCCAAUGAAAACUAUUCUUAUAUAUAUUUUGUUCCAUUAACUGUUGUAAAAGUGUUAUGAGUGGUCCCUGCUGAUGUUCAAAGAAGAAAUAUGAGCUGAAUAUAAGCUACGGCUUGAGUCAAAUGACGAUGAGGACAUUAAAGUUAUGGGUUCACAACAGAAGUUAUAAUGACACAGGAGAUGAUAUCCUUAUCAAUCCAAAAGACUUCCCUGAUGUUAGCAAGGGAGAUGUUUUAGAAAUCUACCACCCUGAAGAUGAAUACAGUCGUCUGUUGCUGCAAGUUACUGCUCUCGCAGAUGAUUUUAAUCAGAAAGAUAUCAUAAGCAUAGAACAGUCUAUAGCUACACAGUUCCAGCUGCGAGCCUAUAAAGAAGUGCAUGUCAGUAAAGUCAGCCCUAAGGAUGUUGCGCUUGAUCUUGUGGAGCUUCUGUUUAAAGAUCAGUACCUCAGUCGCAGUGACAUGUGGCGACUACGACAUGGCCUUGUCAACACUUGUGCUUAUCUUACCAAGAAGAUAGAGGAUGCCCAGAUGAGGGCUCAGGUUAACGAGCUCUGGGCAAAAGGUGAUCGUGUGACAUGUGGAAUGAUUACAGAGGACACAAGAAUUGUAUUUCGGUCAUCAACAGCAGUGGUCCAGAUCUUCAUCCAGAUGAGCUCUGAGAUGUGGGACUUCGACAUCAAUGGAGACUUGUACUUUGAAAAAGCUGUUAAUGGAUUUUUAACUGACUUAUUUGCUAAGUGGAAGAACCAGAACUGCCUACAUGAUGUGACCAUAGUGCUGUUCUCACGAACUUUCUACAAAGCAACAUCUCGAGAGGAAUUUCCAGCUGGAGUAAGAGAUUGUAUACAGGUGGACUAUCAGGGACGGUACUAUGAGGACUUCUACAGGGUGUUGGUUCAGAAUGAGCGUUACGAUGACUGGACAAGAACAAUUAAGACAUUGAGGAAACUUUUUAAUGAAUAUCCUCAACGAGUCCUCCAUUACCACAAGGUCAAAGGUCAAAAGAUGCCCAAGGCCUGGAAUUCUACUGCCUCUCAGGGAAACUUUCUGGAAACACUCAACAUGUCUCUGAAUUUGUUAGAGAAGCACUAUGUGGACAGAAAUUUUGAUAGAACUGGUAAGGUGGCUGUGGUAAUCACACCUGGACCAGGUGUGUUUGAGGUGGAUAGAGAGCUGACCAACAUCACUAAACAGAGAACUAUAGAUUGUGGUGUGGGCAGUGACCUUGUGUGUAUGGGGGAACAGCCUCUACAUGCAGCACCUCUCUUUAAGUUCCAUAACCGCCAUCUGAAGGCCACUCUUCAGGUCGGGGAUGACUACAACAUCCCACACUGGAUGAACCACAGCUUCUACCUGUCAAAGAAUCAGAUUCAGGCUCAUCUCCACGGUAGCUUCAUCCCACGUAUCAAACCUCCCCAGCAAGCAAAGGAGAAGAAAUCCAAGUCUAAAGACAGAGUGGCUGACUUUCCAGUAUAUACCCCCAGCAGCACUACUGCGGACAAUGACAAUUUUCCCUUUGUGGAUUAUGAUGAGUAUGAUGCCCAAGUGUUUAAGCUUCCAACUCACAACUUCUCUCUUACUGGUAGAAUGAAGAAAAAGAAAGCAAAGAAAGAACCACAGACAUACAUGGAGGCCAAAAAGGCCCAUAAGGGGCGAAUAAGACGAUCAUCUGAUGACAUCCUGCUGGAGAGAGUGCUUACUGCUGAUCGUAUGGAUGGGGCUAUCUCCAUCCCCGUCCGGUCCAACAGUGGGGAUGAAAUCUCCUCCUCAGUACCAGCCAGCGACAAGUGUCAUACGAAGGACCUGGAGGGCUCGUCUGAUGACGAGUGGGAGUCUGUACGACCAAUAUUUGGAAGUGCUGGAUCUUCAUACUUUCACUCAAAGCAUCUCUCAUCCACGACCUUAUCUCGUCGUGCUCUGAUCAAUCCAUUUGCUCCAUCCACCAUGCAUUUCAAGAUGACUUCUAAUCGGCGCCGAUGGAUUCAUGCUUUUCCAACAGAUCCACAAGGAGCUGCUGUCCAGACUCACCACUUUCGUACAUUUUCUGAUAAUGAGGAAAUUGAUGACAGCUUUGAUCAUCACUCAAAAGAGUCAAGUUACCUGACAGUGGAUGCAAUAAAGCAGAGCUCAUGGACACAGGACAGUAAAGAAGGGUCAGAGAACACCAGUUCAGACCAGACAUCAAUGGUUGGAUCAGUUGGGUAUGCAGCCUUAAAUACAUCCCAGCAAGCUGUUAGCUCUUCACUGGGAUCCAACACUUCCUUCUUGCAGGACUACAAUAAACUGCCACUGAAUAACCCCUCGUCCAGGGAAGGUCAGAGGUCAUGGGUGUGGGGUCCCACAGGGGAACAAGAGUGGAGUCCUAACAUGACUACAGGACAUGAUUGGCGCCCCCUGGAGUACGAUAAAGCAGCAAGCAGCAAGUCCUGUCUCGUCAAGCCUAUACUUAAUGCUGAUAUAAACUCUAAAAAAUUCUGUGCCUGCAUAAGUGUGGACUGGAAGUCACUGACCAUACCUGCCUCCCUCCCUAUCACCACCGACUACUUCCCUGGCAAGAAGAGUCUGCAGACAGACUAUGUUUUUGCUACCUAUAGUUUGCUUCCUGAACAGGAUUGUGACUACGGCAUGGAUUACCAGAGUCUUUCCACAGAUGAGAGGUAUUUUAAGAGGAAGAACCUGACAUCAAAGCAGGUGUUUAAAGAACUGGUUUCCCAACGUCUGUCUCAAGGAUUCCAAGUCAUUGUCAAUAAGUCACCAAGCUCUAAAUCCCAACAGGUGUCACUAGGCUCCAGUCCGCAGUACCAACACACUGUGGGACUUAUCCGGGCAAGAGCCCGCACAGAACAGUCGGAGGAAUGUUAUCUGAGUAUAGGAAGAAUAUUUCAUAAAGUCUCUGUCACGGGACCUGAAAUUACUGUCACCAGGUACAGCCCCAGACACCCAGGACCAGAGCUGAAGCUCCCGUACUGUUACCGCUUCCAGGCCCCGGACUCCCUUAGCUACGAUGUGUCCUGGAGUGAGUUUCGUAACGAAAAACUGGAGAACUACAAUUGGAACUACCUAGAUCAGUACAUCUGUACCCGAGGGGAGGGGGACUAUGGUCUGGUGGAGUCACUGAAGUUCUGGAGGAGUCGUUUCCUUAUCAUGCCCUGUAACAACCCGGCUACAAAAAAAAUCAUUGAUGGUCAUCCAAGAUGUGAUAUAUAUGAAGAAAAAACAAUGGUGGAGUACCAGAACUUGGUACACGGAUUUGUACGCAUGAUUGAGAUCCUGAACCGAUUGAAGAGGACAGCCAAAAGGUCAAAGCUGUCGGGAGAUUCCUCAGUAAGUGGUACUGCCUCAGAGUCCAGUAAAACCGUCCCAGCCCCAGGGGGAGAAGCAAACUCACGACCCAAAGAUGUGGACACCCUGACGCCUGGUUCUCCUCCAACCAAACUAAUCGAAGCCAUGUUAGACACUCAAUUUGGUCUGCCGUUCCUCAGUAAACAGCCAGGUUUACCUAGUAACUGUUUCAUCGCAGAGGAGGCAGUCACAUGGUGUAUACAGAACAUCCAGGGUGUGGAGAUAACAAGUCAAGCUGUCAACCUCCUACAGGGACUUGUGCAGGACAAGCUAAUACUGCAUGCCUCCUGGAAUCCCAACCACAAGUUUGUUCAUGGGUUCUACUUCUACUGUAUCCCACAGGUCAAGGACAAGGGGAAAGAUAUUGAGCAGCAGCCAGCAAACCCCUUGUUCCAAAGGAAUUUUUUUGAGGUGACUUUCUUACCAGUGGAUGAACAAGACAGUCAGUGUCAGCCAUCGUCACACCUCAAUGAUCCCAAUAGGUCGCGAUCCCUCUCCUCUAUCAACCCUGCCACAGAUGACUGGAGAAUGGAGAUGAGUAUGGACACAGACAUUAUGAAGUGGGGGCAACAGUCUGCAACACUCCUCCACAAAUUUGUCACCAUUGAUGUGGAUGUAUUAGACAAGAGUGACCGACCGGAGUGGGCUACGGUACGAUACCACUCAUACUAUAGCCCUGCCUGUGCUUUCCAGCUACAGAUUCAGUGGAUGGUGGCAACAGGCAGUAUCCUUGGUGAACUGGUGUAUAGCUGGGCCAGGAAGAUGAGCAGUUGUGGAUUUCACAUGAUACCUGUACCUGUGGACCCCUUCGCUCUGCCAUCUGCCCCAGACUCGGACUCCCUCCGUGGACCCAUAUUUGUACCUCUUGACAUCGACUGUUUGUCAGAAGGGGGAACAAGCAUCACAAAAGGACACGGUCAGAGUUGGAGAGAAAAACUUCACAGCUUCCAAAUAGCCAUUAUCAGACGGUUUGGUUUCAUGCCUGCUGGUGUGCGGGACAUCUCAGAAGAUGCCUAUCCCAUGGGUCAAGGAGAGGAUUAUAGCCACUAUGUCCACUGUACAGGUGGAAACUUUAUAUUGAUGGAGGACAGUCACGUCUCUUCACCUGUGGUAAAGGACACACCCUACAGUUCCAGCUUUAACAAGAAAUCUACGGCAGAGCUCCGUAAAGACUACAUUAAGCGUUCACAGUCUAGUCAGUUCCAACAACCAGAACAGGAGGCUGAGAGUAAGAUUGGCUAUCUCUGGUCCUGGAACUUUAUGUCUUCUAAAAGAUGGCGAUCAGGAAAUACAGGCGACGAAUUCUUUCAAGAUAAAAUGUUAGCUGAUUUCCGUGAUUUUUGCUCAAACAAGGAAAAUCGACUACAAGAAUUUUGGUUAGAAUGGUAUAAUCCUUUUCAGCUGCCUAUGUUAGGCAAGGAAACCACCAUGUGAUGUCAUCGGUCAAAAAAUUCCUGAUAUAAAUAGAAUAUGUAGUACUAGGUUUGUGAUAGAGUCAGAGGUCAAAGAGUUCAUCCUCAGAAUCUUUUCAGUCCAUAGCUUCUUCUGUAUAACAUCUUACUCACAAACAAGUGGAUUAUUUUAUGUUUAAGACACACUGAUAUGUUAAGUUUUGCCAGAAAUCUGGUAUGUCAAGUUUUGCCAGAAAUCUAUAUGCAAUUUUUUUUCACAGAAUUUACUCUCGUCUUCAUGUUGUUGGGCAAGCAUGUUGCACUUUAUGGCAGACAUCAACUACAACUUAUUAUGCCCCCACGAAAAAUUUUCAGGGGAACACAUAAUCGCUGCCAAGCCCUUUUAUCUGUCCAUCCUUUCAUAUCUGGAUCAUAAUUUUCCCACAAUUAAGCAAGAAACAUGAAAGUUAGUGUAUAUAUUGAUUAUGCAAAGAAAAUGUGCUGUGUACCCUAUUCAGGGCCUUAGACCCCUCAAUUACAGAGUUAUUGCCCUUUUUAAAAAAUAUCAUGUGUAGAGCAUGAUUUAGCAUGCAUUUAAGGUAGGAUAAUGAAACAGGGUUUAUACAUUGAUCAUGGGAAGACAAUGUGCAAUGUACCAAUGUUAGGUCCUACAGCCCCUUGAUUACAGAGGUAUUGCCCCUUGUUAGAAUUUUGUGUCAUGAGCAUGAUUUCGCCUGCAUUUAAACUAGGAUAUUGAAACAUCAUGUACACAUCAGUCAUACAAAAGAAUGGUGCAGUGUAGCAUAGUCAGGGUCCAUGACCCCUUUGUACAGAGUUGUUGCCCUUUGUUAAAAUUUGUGUUGUGAGAAUAGCUUUGCUAGGAUCAUAAAACUUGUUGUAUACAUUGGUGACAGAUUACAGAGUUAUUGUCCUUUGUUAUAAUGUUAAGUCAAAGAAGUGGUUUUGAGGAAGCUUUCAUCAAUUUCACUGAUACUGUUUUCUCAUUAUUUACUAAUGAAUUUCUAAUCUUGAUUGUCCAGCAUAAAAAGUUUAUCAUGUACUAAGAGAUAAAGAAACUAAUUCUUUUACUCAAGGUCCAGACAAUGUACAAGACCGUUUAAUAAAAGUCUUUACAAUGUUCAUUAUAAGAAGCAAGAAGGCAACAGAUUUUGAAUUAUUUCCUACGUAAUCGGCAAAAUCAGACUUAAAUUGUUGUAAUCUCAGUAACAGAAUGUCCUGAUAAAUCUUAAUGGAAAGGUGGAUGAGAUGAUGUAGAUCACUAACUACAAUUUUUGUACGUAAUACCAGGGACGUAUAUGACAGACAUAUACGUCCCUGGUAAUACACAGAUACACAACAGAUGUCUUUAGAAGUCUUGGUACAGGAACAAAGUUGCUGGAAGAAAAAUCCUUUUUACAACAUUUUGAUUGUUCCUAUAUGCCAAUGUUACACAUUAGAAUGGCUUGGCACAACACUCUGGCCCAAAGUUGUGUAUUUAUUUAUUAAUCAAUUAAAUGGUUUUCUCACAUGGUCGAUCAUAUAUAAAGAUGGUCGCUAUGCCAAUAAAUGUGAGCGAACAA
Molecule: messenger RNA, 6344 nt
Organism: Ylistrum balloti
Lineage: Eukaryota; Metazoa; Mollusca; Bivalvia; Pectinida; Pectinidae
Product: GATOR complex protein Iml1-like
Exons: 37
Coding region: 152-4807 (1551 amino acids)
Biological process (GO): negative regulation of TORC1 signaling; cellular response to amino acid starvation; positive regulation of autophagy
Cellular component (GO): GATOR1 complex; lysosomal membrane
Molecular function (GO): GTPase activator activity
Source: RefSeq, a predicted model, not a curated record